AUGGAGCUUAUGGCACGCUUUAUAGAGCGAUAUUUACAUUUUGCUCCUUCAAAUACAGAACCUCCAGGAACAUUGAUAUGGUUUUUAGGACAUUCUUACAAAAGUGAAGAUGGUCGAUGGCCGGAGAAAUUUUUAGUAGACUCGUUUUCGCUGAUUACAAUUACUUAUCGAUCAGGAAUUGAAGGUUUAGAAAAUUUGGCUUCUGAUGCUGGCUGGGGAUGCAUGAUUCGAUCUACUCAAACGUUGCUAGCUAAUAGUAUUCGAAAGUUAUAUCCAGAAAAGCCUUUUUUUAGUAUAGUGAAUUUGUUUGCGGACGAACCAGCUGCUCCAUUUUCAAUUCAUCAAUUUGUGUCUAUUGGAAAACAAUCCUGUGACAUUCCACCUGGGCAAUGGUUUGGUCCGAGUGCUUCUAGUACAUGUGUUUCACGACUUUGUGAACAAUAUGACGGCCUUGACUUAAAUGUAUACGUGGCCAAGAAUGGUACAAGUGUUUAUCGAGAUCAGCUCUUCCAAAAUCCAUUUCCUAUACUACUUUUAAUUCCUACGCGAUUGGGCAUUGAUACUGUUAAUGAUAUAUAUCAUGAGCAAAUUUUACGCGUUUUUGAAAUUCCUUCGUUCGUUGGUAUAACUGGUGGUCGGCCUAGAUCUGCGCAUUAUUUUUAUGCUCGACAAAACCAACAGCUUUUUUAUCUUGAUCCACAUUGCACAUAUUCUGCCCAUACAACAACUCAACCGGCCUCUGAGGAUACAUUCCACACAGCUAGUUUACGACGGAUAUCACUUCAGGAACUAGAUCCGUGCAUGGUUUUUGGGUUUCUCCUUAGAAAUUCGGACGAAGCUGAUGAAUUUGAGCAACAUCAGAAAAAAAUCGCAGAUAUUGUACAAUAUUUUGACGUUGAACCGAAACUUUUGGAUUCUCAAGAUGACUUUGUGAUGGACGAAAACUUUGAUGACUGCUUUUAA
Schizosaccharomyces osmophilus is the source of this 963-nucleotide messenger RNA. RefSeq names its product Atg8 deconjugator Atg4 (gene atg4). Gene Ontology annotation, molecular function: protein-phosphatidylethanolamide deconjugating activity. The transcript has 2 exons. Lineage: Eukaryota; Fungi; Ascomycota; Schizosaccharomycetes; Schizosaccharomycetales; Schizosaccharomycetaceae. The record is from RefSeq and is a predicted model, not a curated record. The coding region runs from base 1 to 963 and encodes 320 amino acids.